AUGUCGUCCACACCCCUUCCCCUCCCUCUCACCGUCCUCUCCGUCGCUCGCCUCGGCAUCGGCACGUCCGCCUUCCUCUUCCCCUCCCUAACCACCAACCUCCUCUUCUUCCCUCAACCUACCUCAUCCCCCGGUUCACUAUUCAACGUCAGAGCAUGGGCUAGUCGCGAUGCUCUCCUCGCUGGUCUUCUCUACACCGCGAAAACGCCGGAGGCAGCGAAGAGAGCGGUGAUUGCGGGGGCCGUUGUUGAUGCUUUGGAUAUCGCUGGUGCGGCGUGGGGAUUCGGGAAAGGAGAGCUAGAGGGAUUGGCUGCUGCUGCGUUUUCUGGGGGAGCGAUUGCAUUUUUGGCACUUGCGACUGUGGGGUGGAGGGUUGGUGGAUUAGGGAUGGUGGGGAGGGCUGUUAGGAAAUCGUAA
This is a messenger RNA of Hyaloscypha bicolor E, 417 nucleotides long. RefSeq lists its product as uncharacterized. The record is from RefSeq and is a predicted model, not a curated record. Bases 1 to 417 code for a protein of 138 amino acids. The transcript is spliced from 2 exons. Lineage: Eukaryota; Fungi; Ascomycota; Leotiomycetes; Helotiales; Hyaloscyphaceae.